Messenger RNA from Phyllopteryx taeniolatus (common seadragon), 1103 nucleotides. RefSeq names its product CWC15 spliceosome associated protein homolog (gene cwc15). The coding region runs from base 166 to 924 and encodes 252 amino acids. The record is from RefSeq and is a predicted model, not a curated record. The transcript is spliced from 7 exons. Gene Ontology annotation, molecular function: RNA binding. NCBI's taxonomy places the organism in Eukaryota, Metazoa, Chordata, Actinopteri, Syngnathiformes, Syngnathidae. Gene Ontology annotation, cellular component: catalytic step 2 spliceosome. Gene Ontology annotation, biological process: mRNA cis splicing, via spliceosome.
AGGAAUGUAUUAUUAAGAAGGACCGCAUAUGAUACGUUACGAGGCUAGCUGGAGUUUCCUUUCUUAUUUGCUCCGAGUGUCUGUGAAUGCAACACGUUUGCAGGAAGUGACGUCUUACGGAAGCUCGUCCUUUCUUCAGAGCAGGCGUAUUGUUAGCCGUCCACCAUGACUACAGCGGCAAGACCAACAUUUGAACCGGCCAGAGGAGGGCGGGGAAAAGGGGAAGGGGAUUUGAGUGCACUGUCAAAACAGUAUUCCAGUCGAGAUCUCCCAGGUCACACCAAAAUCAAGUACAGGCAGCCUACCCAGGAUGCCCCCGAGGAAGUCCGUGCCCGUGACUUCCGCAGGGAGCUGGAGGAGCGGGAGCGUGUAGCUGCUCGUGAGAAGCCCAGAGAGAGGGGACCAAGAGAGCACACCACGUCGUCUUCAUCCUCCUCCUCCUCUUCAUCAAAGAGGCCCAGACUGGAUCAAAUUCCAGCCGCCAAUCUUGAUGCAGAUGAUCCCCUUACUGAGGACGAUGAGGAUGACAACUCUGGGGAGGAGAGCGAUGAUGACGACACUGCGGCUCUUCUGGCAGAACUGGAGAAGAUUAAAAAGGAGCGGGCUGAGGAGCAAGAGCGCAGGGAGCGGGAGAAAAAGGCAGAGGAGGAGAGGAUCAGAAUGGAGAAUAUAUUGAGUGGCAAUCCAUUGAUUAAUUUGGCAGGGCAGCAGCAGCAGCAACUACAACAACAACAACAACAGCAGCAGCAGCAGCAAGUGGCUCAGAAUCAGAACACGUUCAAGGUCAAGAGAAGGUGGGAUGAUGACGUGGUGUUUAAGAACUGUGCCAAAGGAUUGGACAAAGCACGCAAGGAGAAACGCUUCAUCAAUGAUACUCUGCGCUCUGAAUUUCACAAGAAAUUUAUGGAAAAGUAUGUUAAGUAGAAAAAAUGAUCUGUAUUCAUUUGAUUUCUUAUUAUUUUAGUGUAGUUUACGACUCUCCUAAACCUCUCUGACCCUCGUUCUGCAUUCACAUACAUUCUUAUUUGUCUCAUCAACAAUGUUAAUCUUGUAUAUAAAUGUGGUCGACAUACUUUAAAUAAAGAUCGAUUGAUUAAACAUUA